GAUAUAUAAGGAGACCUUAGAUGGACGAGUGCGCAAUUUCAUGUGUGAUUCGCACAAAGAAAGUGAAAUUUUUGGAAAGAAACUUUUUUUAAAUACCUAACAAGAUGAAAGCCGUACUUUCCAUUGCACUUGUGAUGUGCUUGGUGUCUAUGUUUUAUACUCAGGCCCAAGAGAUUGAAUGCCCAAAUAGACCACCAAGAGAAGGAGAGAAUGCUAUUCUCAUCCCUGACCCUACCAACUGCAAACAUUACUUCGUCUGUGAUUACGGGCGAACGAUCUUGAUGGAGUGUCCUGGUGAUAUGCACUUCAAUCCCAUAGAAAAAGUUUGCGAUUUUUCAUGGAAAGCUGGAUGCACGGCUAAUGAACCAUAUAAAUAACGCGAUUACAUAAUUGUUUUACAUGAUAUAUAUAUUUUUUCUUUCUGAAUGAAUAAAUUUAUGCGCUUUAUUUAAAGCUUUAUCUUAUAUUUUUAUUUUAAUUUAAUUAAUUUGUAUCAAUAAAUGACACGAU
This is a messenger RNA of Camponotus floridanus (Florida carpenter ant), 510 nucleotides long. RefSeq names its product peritrophin-1. Lineage: Eukaryota; Metazoa; Arthropoda; Insecta; Hymenoptera; Formicidae. The transcript is spliced from 2 exons. Gene Ontology annotation, molecular function: chitin binding. The record is from RefSeq and is a predicted model, not a curated record. Gene Ontology annotation, cellular component: extracellular region. The coding region runs from base 105 to 377 and encodes 90 amino acids.